GUGACCGGGUGACAGCGCUCGCUUGGCUACAGAGCUUUCUUUAGGUGCUGCGGCACGGGAUGGCGGAGGCACCUCCUGUCUCAGGUACUUUUAAAUUCAAUACUGAAGCUGCUGAAUUCAUUCCUCGGGAGGAAAAAAAUUCUAGUCUAAAUUGUGGGACUCAAAGGAGACUAGACUGUAAUAGGAUUGGUAGGAGAAAUUACAGUUCACCACCUCCCUGUUACCUUUCCAGGCAAGUCCCUUAUGAUGACACCUCUGCUGUUCAUCAGCACAGUUAUCAUCCUUCAGGAAGCAAACCUAAGAGUCAGCAAACUUCUCUCCAGUUCCCUGCUUCUAAUAAAUCACCCAAGAGCCACGGCCCUCAGAGCCAACCUUGGCAGAAAUCGAGGAGUGAAAAGCACCAGACUAGAUUCAAGAAGGCACAAGGUCUCACUGACCAGACCUCAGAUACAGCUGGCUUAGAAAGCGUGGCCAAGUCAGAGAACGGGACAAACCCCAGAGAGCACAGCCCUUCUGAGAGUGAGAAGUACGCUGUUGGCGCAGAUCCCAGGGGAGCAAAACCCAAAAAAGCAACCCAGUUUGUAUGCAGUUAUGGUAGAGGACCAAAAGUCAAGGGGAAACCCAAAUGUGAAUGGGGUAACAGGGUGACUUUGAAACCUGAGGAUGCCAGACCUGAAAAUACCAAACCUGGGGGAGUUAUCCACCCUGACUCUUUGGAUGCAUCUUUUAGAAAAGGAGCGUUGGAUGGGUAUGGGGCCAGACGCAGCGAGCAGAGAAGAUAUCCACAGAAAAGGCCUCCCUGGGAAGUGGAGGGUGCCAGGCCAAGACCAGGCAGGAAUCCACCAAAACAGGAGGACCAACGACAUGCAAAUACAGGACUCAGAAACACAGCACCCAUUCUAAAGGAUAAUCUCAAUGAAAGACCAGCAAAAUCUACCUGUGACAACGGACACGUGGCCAUCGUCAGCAAGCCUUCCAGGAGGAUUGACCCAGAAAAACGCUCUGUAAGGAGGCAGGAUCCUCUAGGAGCAUCUCCUUUCCACCGAGGCAAACAGAACCAUGUGCUAAAAAAUGUGGAAACACACACAGGUUCUCUAAUUGAACAGCUAACUACAGAAAAAUAUGAGUGCAUGGUGUGCUGUGAACUGGUUCGUGUCAUGGCCCCAGUGUGGAGUUGUCAGAGUUGUUAUCAUGUGUUUCAUUUGAGCUGCAUAAAGAAAUGGGCAAGGUCUCCAGCAUCGCAAGCAGAUGGCCAGAGUGGUUGGAGGUGCCCUGCCUGUCAGAAUGUUUCUGCCCAUGUUCCUAAUACCUACACUUGUUUCUGUGGGAAGGUAAAGAAUCCUGAAUGGAGCAGAAAUGAAAUUCCACAUAGUUGUGGUGAGGUUUGUAGAAAGAAACAGCCUGGCCAGGACUGCCCACAUUCCUGUAACCUUCUUUGCCAUCCUGGGCCUUGCCCACCCUGCCCUGCCUUCAUGACUAAAACAUGUGAGUGUGGACGGACCAGGCACACAGCUCGCUGUGGUCAGGCCAUCUCAGUUCACUGUUCCAACCCAUGUGGGAAUGUUUUGAAUUGUGGUCAGCACCACUGUGCUGAGCUGUGCCAUGGGGGUCAGUGCCAGCCUUGCCGAAUCGUACUGAAUCAGGUAUGCUACUGUGGCAGUACCUCCCAAGACGUAUUAUGUGGAACAGAUGUAGGAAAGUCUGAUGGAUUUGGGGACUUUGGCUGUUUAAAGAUAUGUGGCAAGGACUUGAAAUGUGGGAACCAUACAUGUUCUCAAGUAUGCCACCCUCGGCCCUGCCAGCCGUGCCCUCGGCUCCCCCAGCUGGUGCGCUCUUGCCCUUGUGGCCAGACUCCUCUCAGCCAAUUGCUGGAACUUGGAAGUAGUGGUCGGAAAACAUGCAUGGAUCCUGUCCCCUCAUGUGGAAAAGUGUGUGGCAAACCACUGCCUUGUGGUUCCUCAGAUUUCAUUCAUACCUGUGAAAAGCUUUGCCAUGAAGGAGACUGUGGACCUUGCUCUCGCACAUCAGUUAUUUCCUGCAGAUGCUCUUUCAGAACAAAGGAGCUUCCAUGUACCAGUCUCAAAAGUGAAGCAGAUGCUACAUUUAUGUGUGACAAGCGGUGUAACAAGAAACGGUUGUGUGGACGACAUAAAUGUAACGAGAUAUGCUGUGUGGUAAGUGUGCCUAUCAUUAGAUCCCAUGCAUUCAGGGCUGGGCUUCUGGAAUGCAGCCCAGACUUAGAAAUCAUUGAGAGGGGCUCCUUACGAAGCAACAUCCCCUGUCACCUGGUUGAUAUCUCUUGCGGAUUACCCUGCAGUGCGAUGCUGCCAUGUGGAAUGCACACAUGUCAGAGACUGUGUCACAAAGGAGAGUGUGCUGUGGAUGAGGCCUGCAAGCAGCCCUGUACCACCCCCAGAGCUGACUGUGGCCACCCAUGUAUGGCUCCCUGCCACUCCAACUCACCCUGCCCCGUCACUGCUUGUAAAGCCAAGGUAGAGCUGCAGUGUGAAUGUGGUCGAAGAAAAGAGAUCAUGAUUUGCUCCGAAGCAUCCAGUACUUAUCAAAGAAUAGCUGCCAUUUCCAUGGCCUCUAAAAUAACAGACAUGCAGCUUGGCGAUUCAGUGGAAAUCACGUUAAUCACCAAGAAGGAAAUUCACCAAGCCAGGCUGGAGUGUGAUGAGGAGUGUUCAGCCUUGGAAAGGAAAAAGCGGUUAGCAGAGGCAUUUCAUAUCAGUGAUGAUUCUGAUCCUUUCAAUAUACGUUCUUUGGGGUCAAAAUUCAGUGAUAAUUUGAAAGAAGAUGCCAGGAAGGACUUAAAGUUUGUCAGUGACAUUGAGAAGGAAAUGGAAGCCCUUGUGGAGGCCGUGAAUAAGGGAAAGAAUAUUAAGAAAAGCCACUGCUUCCCUCCUAUGAACAGAGACCACCGCCGGAUCAUCCACGAACUGGCCCAAGUUUACGGCCUGGAGAGCGUGAGCUAUGACAGUGAACCCAAGCGCAACGUCGUGGUCACUGCAGUCAGAGGGAAAUCCAUUUGUCCUCCUACCACUUUGACAGGCGUUCUUGAAAGGGAAAUGCAGUCACGGCCUCCACCACCAGUUCCUCAUCACAGACAUCAGACAGACAAGAAUUCUGGGAGCAGUAAUUUACAGAAAAUAGCCAAGGAGCCAGUAAUUGACUACUUUGAUGUCCAGGACUAAGAAGAUCAAGACACACUCAGAUAAGAGAAUGAUUAGAUGUAGUGGAGACUUGUUUGCAGCAGAUAAAUCACGCUUGUCCCUCCCUGCCUGGCAGAAUCACAGCUUCACAUGCCAUCUUGUAUGGAUACAAGCCAAAGCACGAGCGUGUCAGCAGUUCCCUUGUCCUCUCUUCCUAUCUGCAGAAAGGGUUUCAGUGCAGCCAGAUGUCCGACUGUGUGGCCACUAAGUUAUUCAAUCAUGUAUUUAAAGAGGCUCCUCACAUCAUCACUGUGAUUGCUCUCAGGCUUGGGGGAACAUUGGGUUUCAUUUGAACAAACCAGAAUUUUAGCCUGAGACUGGCUUGAUGACACUUAGUCAUCGCCUGAGCUGUCCCAGUUACUCAUCCUCCUAAAAAUGCAACAUCAGAUGCACCACGCUUUCUUAACCAACUGAUCUCAGUCUUUGGAAAGACACAAGUGGAUUUCUCAGUCUGAAAUAACCAACACUGUAUUUGUGUACCAGAUUUGGAAUCACACAUGUUAUCUUAAACCCAGCUAUCUUAUCUAAGUCUUUUGCCAAAAACUCUCAUCGUUCUGUUUAGCUGAACUUGAUUUCCGAUGCCAUAAGUUAGGAGAGGGGAAGAAUCAGGUUGAUAUACAAAAUUCCAUUUUCUUGAGUCCCUAGCACCUCUCAAACCACAUCACUGAACCUAUCUAGUGAUAGUCAACUUUAUCCAUCCACCAUGAUGGUAGAAGACAUUGAGCAAGCUCUUUCCCCUGCCAGGUUCAUACCGUGGCCUCUGAGCUGAUAUGUGUAGUCCUAAUUCCCCUUCUCUAUUUGAGAAAGAUUCUCAGGUAGACUAAGCUGGCCUUUGUUGCUUUCUGCUAGCCCUUUAGCAGGCAUAUUGGCUCUUCCUGUCUCUGAGCUCUGGGCUUCUGUUGGAAUAUUCAGAAAAAUGUGCAGACAGUCUAGGGCUUGUGCCCAGUGGCCCACUAGAGGUGUUUAUAAAGCUCUUUUAAGGCAGGCCAUCAUCAGUUACACUAAUUUGGCCCUCUUUACAUUGACACCCUUCAGCAUGGAGGCCAGGCUUCCAACAGCUUCCUCCUGCUCUAGAGCAAACCAUGAGCCCCAGAGCAUCAGAAGGAGAUUUGAGAAGUGGCACAAAGCCAGGUGCUUAAUUUUCUUAGGAAGAGCAGGGCCAUCCUUUUAUCCUCACCAGACAGUCCUCUUCGAAAGGCCUCAGGUACUGCAGCAGAAAGAAACAGGCAACUAGAGGGAAGAGACAGACAACUACAAAACCACCUUUGUCUGGGCCCGUUUAGUGCAGGGUCAGAUGACUCCCCGACACAAAGGAAACUCAUGAGCAUCUGUCAUCUCUCAAGCGAUGGAUCCAGCGAGUGGACUGUGGGUGAGCAUCUGGGAAUCAGCAGGAGCCCUGGUUUCAGAAUCUCGCUCUGCCAUGUAACACCUUGCCACUUGAUGGAAAGGAAGUAUAUCACCCACCUCCCCAGGGUUGUUGUGAGGAUGAAGUGAGAUAACAUAUGAGGAGGUGCCUGAUCCAUCAUAGGUGCUGAAAGUUUAUAAAAAUGAUAUUUGAUAUCUGGAAAAUAUGUAAGCAUCUUCUUUCUCCAUAAUACUAGCCAAGUAAAAGGUUAUGGAAUGCUAAAGGCCUCUUCUGGUGGAUGCUUGCAUGUCUGUCCCCUGCCAGCCUUGGGCCAAGUCUUGAGGUGGUAGGUGCCCUUUGGAGAAGGAAAGAGCCAUCCCUAGCCUCUUUUUUUCCCCAAAGAUAAACAGUAUAUGAGACAAGCCAUGGGGUGUGGUUUAUGGUGGGUUUAAGGAAGGGUUAGUUGUCUAAAGUAGGCCAGUAACUGAAGGUACAGAUGAUGAGGCUGGAGAGGUGGACACAGGCCAGUUCGUGGAGAGCCACAGGGAGCCACCAAAGGAUCCUAAGCAGAGAGUGGCAUGGCCCGAUUUAUGAUCAAGAGCAGGGGUCAGCAAAUUCUUUCUGUAGCGGUUCCUGUUGUAAGCUAUUCCAGCUCUGCCAUUGUAG
Messenger RNA from Trichechus manatus latirostris (Florida manatee), 5226 nucleotides. RefSeq names its product nuclear transcription factor, X-box binding 1 (gene NFX1). The transcript is spliced from 21 exons. Gene Ontology annotation, molecular function: DNA-binding transcription factor activity, RNA polymerase II-specific; RNA polymerase II transcription regulatory region sequence-specific DNA binding; zinc ion binding. Gene Ontology annotation, biological process: negative regulation of transcription by RNA polymerase II. Gene Ontology annotation, cellular component: nucleus. The record is from RefSeq and is a predicted model, not a curated record. Lineage: Eukaryota; Metazoa; Chordata; Mammalia; Sirenia; Trichechidae. Bases 60 to 3197 code for a protein of 1045 amino acids.